Molecule: messenger RNA, 5587 nt
Organism: Pomacea canaliculata
Lineage: Eukaryota; Metazoa; Mollusca; Gastropoda; Architaenioglossa; Ampullariidae
Exons: 5
Coding region: 995-3445 (816 amino acids)
Cellular component (GO): membrane
Source: RefSeq, a predicted model, not a curated record
CUGCACUCCCUCUCGCCGAUACAAGAAAAAACCCGGAUAAAGGCGAGUGCCCGGAUCAAAAAGAAAAGCAGGCGAGACAGUGUCAGCCGACACGCCGGCUAUGCCACACUUGGAGGCGGGUGGUGCCUUCUAGGCGGGUGGAGGGAGUAGUAGACUCCCGCGCAGCGUAUGAGAUGCUGGCAAGCAGGAUACAGCGAGUGUACACGCAGCAUCAACAGCUGAUGCAGAGGGUUUCCGUCAACACAGCACCACAGGCAACAGGCUGACAGGACAAUGGAGCUUUGUAGCUUGUCUGUGAGCCUUGGGACUGCCGUUACACUUCCCAUCCAGUUGGCCCACAGAUAGAUAACCCCAACGAUGCAACUUCACAAAGAGGUUUAGCGUCGGAGGAAAGAGGCCAAGGAUGCGGAGGACAGUGUGAAUGAAGGAGACUUCACAAUACGGCUGGGAACAGGUAGUUUUUUCUUCGCCACAGUGUCUUGCUGGAGAGUUUUCUUUUUCGGAGUGAAGUUCGUUGAUGUUGCACCAGAGGAAAACUAUCAACAGAAAAUGACGGAGCCCAAAAUAUUCAUGUUCGUUUUUGGGUGAAAUGAACCUUAGCCAGCAAAGCGCAAAGCGUGGGAUUAUACAGCUGUUGCACUCUUUGCUGGGGACUGCAGCAUGGCACUGAAGUCUGUCAAAACGCAGUGCAAAGCAGAAUGUGAAUGUGGUGCCGAGAGUAGCAGACACGAGAAGACCAACAUGGACAGAAGAGUUUGUGUCAGAUGUUAGGUGCAAACAGGUCAAGGACAGCCGGAGAGGAUUGUAUCAGAUGUGUCUCAUCACAUAGCUCGUAAGUUUCUUGAAACGGUUAUUAUCUGCCUCUAGAACUUUAUUAUUUGAAGUUCAAAUGUAUUAUUAACUCCUAGAUAGUCGAUCAGUCGUUUAUCUCUAGCGGGGAAAUAACUCUCGCACAGCACCAGACCAGUCCCAGUCCUCUGGAGCAUCAUCCACCAUGAGAUCACUUCACUGGAAUGGCUGCUGCGCAUGCGUUAUGAUCUUUUUGUUUGGUCUUUUCUCAACGCGACUGCCGUGCCACGCACGCUCCACAGACAAUGAAGUGACUUCACCGGAAGUGACCACUCCGGCCGGAAGUGCGACGUCCGAGCCAUCCAAGCCCGACGCACUGGAAGAAACGUUGCUAACGGAAAUGUUGCGCAUCAUCGACCAUAAGUUCGACUCGCUUAGUGCCCGGAUGUCAGUUCUCGAGCGUUCUGUCAGCAACCUCAACUUCUACAGCAUCAGGCAGUUCCGUGACGUCAGCCAUCAGUUCAAGAUCACGACGGCCGCGGUGGCGGAGGUCAGCGGGCAGCUUGGCCGGAUGGAAGGUGAGCACCGCGCCACCAAGCAGUCCGCGACUCAGAUCGCGCGUGACGUCAGCGCACUGCGCGCCGACUCCACAAAAAUGUUUGACGACAUCGCCAACAGCAUCGUCUACGCCAACCAGAACAUCGAGGAGAAGUUCGAGGCGGUGAAAUCCGGGAUGGCGAAAGCUGCCCAGACGACUCUAGCGGCGGUUGCCGAGUCGGUCAAGAACCCGUUGCAGGAAGACAUGGCGGUGAUCAUCAAGUAUCUGGAGGACCUGCCGCGCAACGUCAGCUGUGACGUCGACUUCCGGCCGCUGGAAGAGACGAUGGACGUGAGGUUCGCGGAGAUAAAGCGGCAGACUGACAUGCACUUCACUGACCUCAUCAACAUCAGCAUUGCAAGGGUCAAGGACGAAGAGGAACGUGAAAAGAAGGGUGAAAGGUCAGCCAAAGAGGACGAGAGUGGAGAGAAGGGAGAUGGCGGGCGUGUGCUGAUGGCGUUGGCCAACAUGACCCACAACGUCAUCGACGCCGUCUCCUACCUGCGUCACACCGCUGGCAUGAUCGAGCGCCUGCUGGCCAGCACGGAGGCCAUCGCCGACGAACAGUCAAAGCUUCGAGAUGAUGUCCUCAACACCAGAGGUCUUCUGAGGUCAGAAGAAGUCAGCGAAGAGCUUCUUGACGAAACCGACAGCCUGGAGACGGAGGUAGCGCGGAAGGAUCUGCAAUCGGAAGCCAUGGAAUACACGAGCGACCUCGACCACACCAGCAGUCGCGGCAGCCCUGGAAGUCCAAGCGACUCUCGUUCAUCGGGGAGAUUCACUUCCUCGGGCGCGCGGGAUCGACACGAGCUGCCACGUGGACCGUUGUGGACGAGUAGUGCUUGCCACCUGCCGCCGGAGUUCCUUCGGGCGUUGGGCGAGCUGGCUAAGAACGGCUCGGAGGUGCUGGGAGCUCUGUCCAACCUGGCGCAGCACAGCUCUUCGUCCUUGACCGGAACGCUGACCUCUUUGCAGGACGAGGUCGGACGCUUGGAGGAGCUACGGGCGCGACUGGGCAAGGAGUUUGGGUUGACGAGCAAGACAGCAUCGGCCAUUUUGGGGCUGGGCUGGAGCCCGCAGGAUAUGCGGCACCUGCACAACACCACCAAGACUAUCUUCAACAUCGUGGAGGCCAUCGCCUCGAACACCUUCUGGAUCCCGCACAUCUUCCGGAACAUGCAUCAUCUGGAGAGGCUCACCAACCGUACCAUCGAGCUGUCCACGCGCAUGCUGCAUGAACAGAAGUGGUCCCGCUCCCUGGACAACGAGCUGCCUCGCUCGAGCGACGCGACGAGAAAUUUCGCGGCGGCGCGAGAAGGCCUAACGCAGGGCGAGGCUCUGGACUUCAUCUUUGACACCAAUGUCAAACUCAGGCGUGUCAUCCCUGCCCUGACUCGCCUGCUGGCAGAACCAGGUAAGACAAAACCGCUAGUCGCUCUGGUGGACGGAAAACAUUUCACGGAGGGGCGAGUGGAGGUCUUCUACAGAGGCCAGUGGGGGUCCGUUUGUCAGGAGGACAUGGGUCAUCAAGAGGCUUCGGCCGUCUGCCGGUCCCUGGGCUACACUGGGGGGAUUUCUGCCGGAAAUGCCUUCUUUGGAAAGGGCAGGGAACUCCAGUGGAGGUUCAACGCCAGUUGUUUGACCGCAUUCCGCUGCCCGCUCGUCACUCGACCGAAUAAAGCAACUGACUGUGGCCAUGACAACGACUUCUCUGUUAUAUGUGACCACAUGCUGCGGAUGGUGUCUAUUCCUGGGGUCAGUGAUGUGAACACCGGACGUCUGGAGUGGCAUCACCAGGGCUACUGGUUGCCCAUCUGCGCGCGAGGGUGGAGCGGCUACGAAGCCAGGGUGGCCUGCAAGCAGAUGGGGUACCGUGACGGGAGGGAGUUCGACUCCUCCGACAUGGAUCUCCACGAGGGUGCGACAAACAGGACCACCUGGGUGACGGGUGUCGCGUGCACAGGGUCCGAACUUCGCCUGGACGCCUGCCGGGUGGAGUCCUUCCUGACUGAGCAUUGUCCUGAGAGUGUUCUCCCCGCUGGAGUGCGUUGUCAAUGACAUCUUCCUUAGAAAUACUUUUGAUGUUAAAACCAGUUUACAAUCAGUUCCAAGACAGUGGUGACGAGACUGUACUCAUCCACACACAUAUUUGUAUCAGCUAGACUGUGUUUUAAGUUUACACGUUCUGAAGCACAACGAAGGAUGAGGAACAAACAAGAAGGGUUAUUUGAGAAUAUAACAAAACCCAUUCCUUCUAAUGAUGCGUGCUCACCCACAUCCAUGUGUAUCAGUUCAAAGAGAAUGAAAGUCUUUAAUAAUAGAUACCUACAGGAGACAAUGUCUUAAGUAACAAAAGUCAACAAGUCAGUUACAGCUCACGUGUAAUUGAAACUGUAAAGUGCCUGAAUGUAAAAAGUAGAUGUAUGAUGUCCUGUAUUUCUCUCUCUCUCUCUCUCUCUCUCUCUCUCUCUCUCUGUUUAAUUAACUUUUAUUUGAUAUAUUGUGGACUGUGCUGGAAAUCCAUGCAAUCUUUUUGACAAGUGUUAUGAAUUCUUAUGUUUAAACCUCUUUUACAAAGAAUAAGCUGAUUAGCGAAGUGGACUAAUCGUUUUGCUUUGAAUGGUGUACAUAUACUUGCUAUGUUAGUACGGUAGACCUGUAGGUACCAGCCUCAAGGGUCUAUGACCUCAGUCCUGUAGAGCUUUCUUGUAGUUUUCUUUAGUGUGUUUUUGAGAGCUUGUCGCUGCUUAACACUCAAGGAAGCUAAAUGACUAUCAUUAAUGCUCCAUAUACUUUUCUUUACAAAUUAGACACUGUAGGAUUAUAAACUCUGACAAAGAAAAUAAAUACUUUUAGAGUUUGGAAAAAAAUAUGCUGCAUAUAGUUAAAAGGGAGCAGAUAUAUUGUGUUGCCUACAUCUGUUGCUAUUUUCUUUCUUUUGGUCCGUCGUUCAAUCUCACGGAUUUAGUAGCCAGUGAUGUAAAAUUGAAACUUGGACUUCCACUCACUGAGUGCUUGCUGUUGAUGGAAUUCUUCCUAUAAUCGAAGAUACUUAUUACGUUUAAUUUUGGAUAGUUUUGUUCGUCAAAGAAUUACAGAGAAAAGCAAAAGAUAGACUUAAAUGAUAGAGACAGACUUUCUAAGACAUGUCCGGUCACAGUUUUGUGUUGCAAGACAGUCGUUUAUUUACAAUCUCGUCUGAAACACGGUUUGUUGAUAAACCUGCCAUGUUUACUCUUUCUCGGGAAAACCCCAAACUGACUAAUCCGUGACGUAGGCGGACCCGUUGGAAAAGAAAGGGUGGAGAGAUGAUGUGAUACUGUCGGCAGUUUGACAGACUGGCACCGCGAAAUAUAUUCCAGCCUGAAGCUGCGAGAAGCACCAAGAGCUUGCAAUCUAUGGAAAGGCGAGACUACGAGAAAUGUGAACAGACUUGUCUCGGUUGCCCCCUACCCUUGUGAAAGAUGUUGUGUGCGGGUGACUGGCUUAGUUUGCUGUACAGGUUGUACUGCUAGUUCUCGUCUCAACGCUAGUAACGGCGGAAGAGGUUGAUACAGUUUGUAAUGGUAGUCUUCUACUUGUUACCCAGACACAACCAUUGCCCUACCGAAGCAUGCAGUAGCUACUCUCAAACUUGGUGUUACUGUUUGUAACACUGUUCUCUGUAUUCUCAGUAUUUUUCCCUUCGCUCAGCUUUUCAUCACUGUGCUGUCUUCAUCAAUUCUCGAUCUCAGAAUACAGGAUGCGUCCUGACGACGUCGAGUCUGAUGAAUGUCCGUCAGUUGUCGCACACAACACAGCAUGGCGACCUUGAACCCCAUAAAGCCUGUGUUUUGCGCGAUUGUAAGUAAGCUGUCGUUUUACAACCCGACAUUUAGCUCGGACAUGACUUAGAACGUAAACAUCUAUCAAUCAAACUUAAUUAAACCAUUUUUGCUUUGCCCUGUAAUUUGUCUUUUUUUCUCGGUCCGUAGUUAUAAAGAAGACUGUUGAAGUUCUGAGGCAAACAUCCGGAAAGGCAGGUUUUGACUUCUUGGUUAUGCAUCUUUUUGCUGAAUUGUUAAAUGUGAUAUAGCUUCUUGUUGCAGCCUCUUCCCUUCAGUAACUUUUCGGAGGGUGUCCAACUGUACAGUUAGUUCUGUGUCAUCUGACUGUAUCUGUGUAUACGAGUGUGUGUAUGAAUAAAGCGCUAUUUUAUUA